AUGGCUGGCGGUGGAAUGCCUACCGACACGCCCAUCGUGGCAGGUGGCUAUCUGACCGGAAAGAAGCUCAUCUAUCCCCUAUCCCUGGUCAUCUCCCUCUUCUUCCUCUGGGGCUUCUCUUACGGUCUCCUGGAUGUGUUGAACAAGCACUUUCAGACCGUGCUCGGCAUCACCAAGCUCGAAUCUACCGGUCUCCAGGUCAUGUACUUCGGUGGUGGUUAUCUCUGCUUCUCACCAGUCGCCGCUGAAGUCAUGAAGCGCAAGGGCUACAAGUUCACGAUCCUCAUGGGAUUGACGUUCUACUCGCUUGGAGCUAUCUUCUUCUGGCCAACCGCUCACUUCUCGAACCCAUCGAAUCAGAAGGCUGCCUUUGGUGGGUUCCUCGCCUGCACUCUGGUUAUUGCCUGUGGUCUUGCUACCCUUGAAACGGCCGCCAACUCUUAUGCUGUCGUUAUUGGGCACCCGGCUACCGCCUCUGCUCGCUUGCAAUUUUGCCAAUCCUGGAAUGGCGUGGCCUCUUUCGUUGGACCGCUCAUCGCUUCCAAGGCUUUCUUCACCGGCGAAAACGCAAACAACCUCACCAAUGUCCAGUACGUGUACCUGGCCGUUGCUUGUGCAGGAGCAGCUGUUGCAGUUCUCUUUGCCUUCUCCAAGCUCCCAGAAGUUGAGGAGUCGGCCCUUCGCUCUGCCUCGGUCAUGGCCACUGAUUCCGAGACCGGUGUCGAGCACUAUGGCCAACCCAUCAAGGACAAGCCGCUUUACAAGGAAUACAACAUGAUCUUCGGAUUCAUUGCCCAAUUCUGCUACGUCGGCGCUCAGGUCACAAUCGCGUCCUUCUUCAUCAACUAUGCAACGGACAAUGCGACUUUCACCGCCGCCCAGGCCUCCAACAUGCUCUCCUACGCCCUGAUCACCUUCACCGUGGGUCGUUUCAUCGCCUGUGGCCUGGCCACGAUCUUUGAAUCCAACUUCAUCAUGGUUCUCUACUGCUGUGCUGCCAUUGCUCUCAACGCGGUGGUUUGCGCUGCUCAUGGCACCGCUGCCGUUGCUGUCCUCAUCGUGAUCUUCUUGUAAGUCCAAAGCAGACAGACGGUCAAUCCCCUUGGAGCCCCUGCGCUGACAAUGCCUUAGCUUCGAAGCGCCAAUGUACCCAACCAUCUUCACCCUCGGAACCGCCAACCUGGGCAAGAACACCCGCCGUGGCGCCGGCAUCUUGGUCAUGGGCGUCUCUGGAGGUAAGCCCCAAACCCCCCCAAAAAAAACAACCCCUUCUCUUCAGACGCUGACUUUCCCACCACCCAGGCGCCGUCUUCCCCCCCAUCCAAGGCGCCAUCGCCGACGCAGCCGGCACCCGCAUCUCCUACAUCGUGCCCCUCGUCGGCUUCGUCAUCGUCCUCGCCUACGUCCUCACGCACUGGCUCCGCCACGGCGCGCACAUCCUACGCCUGCGCGGCGAGCGCGUCGUCGCGACCGCCCUCGAAGGCGGCGCCCUCGGCGGCGUCGUGCAGACCGUGCACUACGACGAAAAGCGGCUCUCCGUGGACGCGGACGCCGUGCGGCGCUCGAGCCUCGCGGGCGCGCGCGUCAAUUCCGUCACGGGGGGGUUCAAUCUCCAUGGCGAUUUUUUCCCUGGGGAGCACGUAAGGACUUCGAGUCUGGGUGGCGCUGCGGUGGUGGAGGAGAGGUUGGAGUGUAGUUAUAAGUUGAAGAUGUAA
This is a messenger RNA of Lecanosticta acicola, 1715 nucleotides long. The record is from the annotation of a GenBank genome assembly. Lineage: Eukaryota; Fungi; Ascomycota; Dothideomycetes; Mycosphaerellales; Mycosphaerellaceae.